AUGCUGGGUUUGCUCACGUCGGAUUUCGGUUACCAGAACCGAUUGACGCUACUGCAGCAGUUGAUCGAGUGCGGCGAUGUUUUGCUGGAACGAGAGUUGGUCUGCGAUUACGAAAUAUUCGGUCUUCUCCGUUCGCUGCAUGCGGCAUUGGCCACUGACUACCAACUUAAAAACUUUUCACGUCAAAAACUUCACUGUUUUAUGCUACGAUUUCUCGUUCAAACCGGCUGA
Molecule: messenger RNA, 231 nt
Organism: Chilo suppressalis (striped riceborer)
Lineage: Eukaryota; Metazoa; Arthropoda; Insecta; Lepidoptera; Crambidae
Source: the annotation of a GenBank genome assembly